AGUGAUGAGGAGGGAGAAGAAUCGCAUCGCAGCACAAAAGAGCAGGAUGAGACAAACGCAAAAAGCAGACAGUCUGCAUCUGUUCUAUCAAGAGAAUGAUGGAGAACAUCAGACUGAUACACAAUGACCCGAUUUCCCAGAGCGCCAUAAUGACACCGUAGUGUCCGGUUCUCACAGGUUCUCGAUUCAGCCUCAUCGAUUGACGGACGAUGUUUCAGAAACCGGAGCUUGGUCUGUGAUCAUCUGGACCUCUUUGUUCUGAAGAAAGGACCGAUUGGUUUUGCACACAAUGUCGCUCCAUAAUGUAAACGAGAGCUCUGUGACCGUUCCAGAGGACAGCAGGACUUCUGCGAAAGCUCAUGAUGUGAUGACAUCUGGCUCAGACGGGUUCCUGUGCGUUCCACGUUUUCUGCGGCUGUCCUUCUCGCCGGCGUCCCUCGAAAGGGUGUACCAGACGUACUUCCGGCGCCAGAGGCAGGAAACGCUGCUUGUCCUUGUAGUCUUCGCAGUGCUUUUUAACUGCUACGUGAUUGUGAUGUGUGCUGUCGUGUACUCAGGGGAUAAGAUAGCGAUGGUGGCGGCGGCAGGGGCGGGGCUCGGAGCAGAUGUGGUGCUGUACGUGUUCUGCCGGUUCCAUGUGCUGCCGGACGCUGUGAUGCGCCACGCCGUGCCAUUCAUUCUGUGGAUCCUCAUCACUCUGCACGUGCUCUUUUACGUGGGAUUUAACUUCACUGGGUUUAACGAGGCGAGCGAUGCGGUCGGGUGGCAGACCUUCUUCACCUUCUCGCUGUUCCUCACCAUGCCGCUGCCGCUCACACACAUCCUCAUACUGGCAGCUAUCACAUGCAGCGCACACACAGCCCUGCUCGCCGCGGUCAUCACACUGAGGUGGCAGGAGGGCCUACAGAGCACCGUACUGGUCCGGCAGCUGGUGGCAAACGUGAUGCUGUACCUGGGUGCUGUGGUUGUGGGUGUGAUGUCGUAUUUCAUGGCUGAUCGUAAAUACCGCACAGCGUUUCUGGAAGCCAAACAGUCGCUGGAGGUUCGACUCACACUGGAGGAACAGAGCCAACAACAGGAGGAGCUGUUGUUGUCCAUUUUGCCAAAACACAUUGCGGAUGAGAUGCUGCAGGGAAUGAAGAAUGAAGCUCAUCAGAAAUCAGAGGCUCAACAAUUCAACACAAUGUACAUGUACCGCCAUGAGAACGUCAGUAUCCUCUUUGCUGAUAUUGUUGGUUUUACUCAGUUGUCAUCGGCCUGCAGCGCUCAAGAACUCGUCAAGCUGCUUAACGAACUCUUUGCCAGCUUCGACAAACUAGCUGCUCAACACCACCAGUUGCGCAUUAAGAUCCUGGGUGACUGUUAUUACUGUAUCUGUGGAUUACCGGAUUACCGUGAAGAUCAUGCAGCCUGUUCUAUCAUGAUGGGCCUCGCUAUGGUGAAGGCCAUCUCGUACGUGCGUGAGAAGACACGGACGGAGGUGGACAUGCGUGUGGGUGUGCACACAGGGACAGUUCUGGGUGGAGUUUUAGGACAGAAACGUUGGCAGUUUGAUGUCUGGUCCACUGAUGUCACUGUCGCUAACAAGAUGGAGUCUGGUGGAAUCCCGGGGCGUGUACACAUCUCCCAGGCAACAAUGGAGUGUCUGCAUGGAGAGUUCGAGCUGGAGCCAGGGAACGGAGGAGAACGCUGCGAGUACCUGAUGGAGAAAGGUAUCGACACCUACCUGGUGCUUGUUACCAAGGAAACAGACACAGUGGGUGGAGUUAGUAAUGGCUGGAUGGGCGGUGUUCUGACCAGUGGGAACUCUGCUCCACUCAUCACCACCACAGUGACCACGGGCAGUUUGUGUUCAGUUCACGCUGUCGCUAAUGACACGGGCGAGGAAAACACUCAGAAGCUACAUUUGAGCCGCCUGUCAGAUGGAGAGAUGGACAACCAACAGGAACUGAACAGACUGCUGAGUAAAGUGUUACUGGACAGAGAGUCUGAGAAAACGAUGAAGGAGAAGAGCACCACCACUCUGUCUUUGCAAUUCGUCGAUUCUGAGCUUGAGUCUCGUUAUUCGGCAGAGAAAGAGCGUCAGACGGGCGUCGCCUUCAGCUGCAGCUGUAUCGUUCUUCUCUUCACCUCUGCCAUGGAAGUGCUCAUCGAUCCGCAGUUGACGGUAAACUAUGUAACAUUGGUGGUGGGUGAAGUUCUGCUCCUCAUCCUCACCAUCUGCUCACUGGCAACCAUUUUCCCACGAAUCAUGAUGAUGAAGACGGUAAUGAUGAAGAAGAAGAAGAUGAUGAUGAAGAUGGCGACAAAGAUGAUGAUGAUGAAGUUGAUGGUUGUGAUGAUGAUGAUGAAGGUGGUGGUGAUGAUGAAGCUAUUGAUGAUAAAGAUGGUGAUUAUGAAGCUGAAGAUGAUGAAGGUAGUGAUGAUGAUGAACAUGGUGAUUAUGGUGAUGAUGAAGAUGGGGAUAGUGAUGAUGAAAGCUGUAAUUAUGAAGAUGAUGAUGACAGUGCUGAUUACGAAGAUGAUAUUGAUGAUGAUGAUGAUGAUGAUGAUGAUGAUGACGGUGGUUAUGAAGAUGAUGAUGAAAGUGGUGGUGAUGAUGAUCAUGAUGAAGAUAUUGAUGAUGAAGAUGGUCAUUAUGAAGACAAUGAUGAGGAAGGUGAUGAUGAACAUGGUGAUUAUGGUGAUGAAGAUGGUGAUGCUGAAGGUUUUGAUUAUGAUGAUGAUGAAGAUGAUGAUGAAAGUGGUGGUGAUGAUGAUCAUGAUGAAGAUAUUGAUGAUGAAGAUGGUCAUUAUGAAGACAAUGAUGAGGAAGGUGAUGAUGAUGAUGAACAUGGUGAUUAUGGUGAUGAAGAUGGUGAUGCUGAAGGUUGUGAUUAUGAUGAUGAUGACGGUGGUUAUGAAGAUGAUGAUGAAAGUGGUGGUGAUGAUGAAGAUAUGGAUGAUGAAGAUGGUCAUUAUGAAGACAAUGAUGAGGAAGGUGAUGAUGAUGAUGAACAUGGUGAUUAUGGUGAUGAAGAUGGUGAUGCUGAAGGUUGUGAUUAUGAUGAUGAUGACGGUGGUUAUGAAGAUUAUGAAAGUGGUGGUGAUGAUGAAGAUAUUGAUGAUGAUGAUGAUGGUGAUGAACAUGGUGAUUAUGGUGAUGAAGAUGGUGAUGCUGAAGGUUGUGAUUAUGAUGAUGAUGAAGAUGAUGAUGAAAGUGGUGGUGAUGAUGAUGAUGAAGAUAUUGAUGAAGAUGGUCAUUAUGAAGACAAUGAUGAAGUUGUUCUCAGAGAAGCUGGUGUUGUUCUCGAUGUGGAUUGAUAGGACACGCUGGGCUCGGAACACCUGGGCGAUGGCAGCUAUCUUUGUUUUGGCCAUGGCUGAGGUGGCUGACAUGUUGAGCUGUGUUCAGCCUUCUGUAAUUCUAUUCAACACCACUUUGGGUUUAACACUCAAGUUCCUUGGUGAUGGCGGUUGUAUUGAAAACCCCCAACACUACAGCUUCAUGGCCGUGUUAUCGCUCGUGGCAACCAUGAUGCUUGUUCAGGUCAGUCACCUCAUUAAGCUCGCACUAAUGGCGCUCAUCACCGUGGCAACCGCUGUCGUGGACAUCUACAGCUGGAAUACCAUUUAUGAAAUCUAUGACAUCCUACGCUUCAUGAACUACAGGUAUGAUCUGGUUCCUUCCAAAUACCUGAUGACGGUGAUGAUCAUUGUGAUGAUGAUUAGCUUCUACUACUUUGCUCGGCACGUGGAGCGUCAGUCCCGUAAGUUGUUCCUGUGGAAGAUUGAGGUCCAUGAUCAGAAGGAGAGAGUGUAUGAGAUGAGGACGUAUAACGAGGCUCUGGUCACUAACAUGCUGCCAGAACAUGUAGCCAAACACUUUCUUGGCUCCAAGAAACGAGAUGAGGAGCUGUACAGUCAGUCAUAUGAUGAGAUCGGUGUGAUGUUUGCAUCCAUCCCAAAUUUCUCGGAUUUCUACACAGAGGAGAGCAUCAACAACGGCGGCCUCGAGUGUCUGCGCAUCCUGAAUGAGAUCAUCUCCGACUUCGACACCCUGCUGGACCGAACUGAGUUUCUCUGCAUCACUAAAAUAAAGACGAUCGGCAGCACGUACAUGGCAGCUUCAGGACUGACGCCAGAGAGCAACACGAACGGCUACGGCAGCCGAAAGAAGGAGGAUCAGUGUAUUCUGGAGCGCUGGCAGCAUUUAGCUGAUUUGGCAGAUUUUGCUCUGGCAAUGAAAGUCACACUGAACAACCUCAACAAACAGAGCUUCAACAGCUUCAUGCUGCGCAUUGGAUUGAACAUGGGCGGUGUGUUAGCCGGUGUGAUCGGAGCGCGGAAGCCUCACUAUGAUAUUUGGGGUAACACUGUGAACGUGGCCAGUCGCAUGGAGUCCACUGGAGUUAUGGGUAAUAUCCAGGUGGUGGAGGACUGCUAUAAGAUCCUGAGAGAGUACGGGUUCCGCUUCGUACGCAGAGGACCGAUCUACGUGAAGGGAAAAGGAGAACUGCUCACCUACUUCAUGAAGGGAAAAGACAAGCCGCCGCCCACAAACGGCACCACCGUCAUCCCACCCCUCCCCCACCAGAUACCGCCCCACAAUUGAACACACACACGUCCUGAUGAGGCAUGGUGUUCUCGAGAUGCUGAGGGACAAAAUGUUAUCUGGUCAAAAGGGGUGGAGCUUCGUGUAGGUCUGCUCGGCGAAUCAGAAACUUCAAACGUGAAUAGUUUAUUCAAUGCGAACCUGUCAGUGCGAUUGUUCGGCUACUGAGGUCGUUAUUUAGUUCAUUAUUCUUGUUGUAUUUUAUUCUUAAGUAAAAUGUUUAUUUGUUAUUUAUAUUUGAUGUUCUCCAUUGUGUAAUGUGCCUUUUAUUUGUUUGUUUGUUUGUUGGUUUCAGUUCGAACUGUUGCUCAAAGUUUGUUAGCUACAGGUGUUUACGGUUUACGUUAUAUAAGCUAACUGUUUCGCUUGCUAAUAUUAGCACGUUUCGUUAGCUUGUUAGCGAAUGUUGCUAAACCAACAUUUUACACAGUUAAUGCCAAUAUUUUAGGCUGAGCACUCAGGUCACAUGAUCAGGUCGAUGAUUGGCUGAUCAGAUUUAAGUUAAGCUCCACCCCCCAGACACACCCCCACACACACACACUCAGAACAGCUGUAUAAAUGAAGCUCACACACUCCUUUGUCGCUUUCUGCCUUAUUUUUCUCAAAUCCUUUCUUUUCUUUUCUUUAUCGCCGCUCAUUACAGCAGUGUAAAAGUAAUGGCACCUUCAUUCGUCUAUAGAUAAAUAUUAACGUUCCCGUCCCGCUGGAGUUUUUACUGCUGUAACGUCUCUGGAUCAGUGUUCUGCUUCUCAUCGGAUCACACAGCUGGAAUGUCUGUCAUAUAAAUAACCUUUACAUCUCACACACACGUUAUGUUAAUAUUCUAAUCACACAAUUCGGUGAAAUAAAGUUCACAGGCUGAAAUGAUUAUCGUUUUACACUACCGUUCGAAAGUUUGGGGUCACUUUGAAAUGUCGUUAUUUUUGAAAGAAAAGCACUGUUCUUUUCACUUUAAACUAAUCAGAAAUCCACUCUAUACAUUGCUAAUGUGCUAAAUGACUAUUCUAGCUGCAAAUGUCUGGUUUUUGGUGCAAUAGGUGUAUAGAGGCCCAUUUCCAGCAACUCUCACUCCAGUGUUCUAAUGGUACAAUGUGUUUGCUCAUUGCCUCAGAAGGCUAAUGGAUGAUUAGAAAACCCUUGUACAAUCAUGUUAGCACAGCUGAAAACAGUUGAGCUCUUUAGAGAAGCUAUAAAACUGACCUUCCUUUGAGCAGAUUGAGUUUCUGGAGCAUCACAUUAAUUUGUGGGGUCGAUUAAAUGCUCAAAAUGGCCAGAAAAAUGUCUUUCUAUUCAUUUUACAACUUAUGGUGGUACAAC
Messenger RNA from Neoarius graeffei (lesser salmon catfish), 5911 nucleotides. RefSeq names its product adenylate cyclase type 3-like. Bases 290 to 4594 code for a protein of 1434 amino acids. Gene Ontology annotation, molecular function: adenylate cyclase activity. Gene Ontology annotation, biological process: intracellular signal transduction; adenylate cyclase-activating G protein-coupled receptor signaling pathway; cAMP biosynthetic process. Gene Ontology annotation, cellular component: plasma membrane. The record is from RefSeq and is a predicted model, not a curated record. NCBI's taxonomy places the organism in Eukaryota, Metazoa, Chordata, Actinopteri, Siluriformes, Ariidae. The transcript has 22 exons.